Molecule: messenger RNA, 740 nt
Organism: Anopheles merus
Lineage: Eukaryota; Metazoa; Arthropoda; Insecta; Diptera; Culicidae
Gene: mRpL35
Product: 39S ribosomal protein L35, mitochondrial
Exons: 2
Coding region: 104-682 (192 amino acids)
Biological process (GO): translation
Cellular component (GO): mitochondrion; ribosome
Molecular function (GO): structural constituent of ribosome
Source: RefSeq, a predicted model, not a curated record
AAUACGCCAAUCCGCCGUCAUUACGUGAGGAGCUCGUAAUGUUUUGAAGAGCUUUGGUGGGGAAUUUUCUGCCGGAAAGAACACAGAAAAUUCCACAAGCAAAAUGAUUAGGAAUAUAGCUUCACUGGCUGUACGCCAAAUGGUGCAAACCAGAACCUUCGCUAGUCGGAUGCAGCCGGUGGGGUCAUCGCUUGCACUAAACACAGGCCGCACGUUUUCCACCUUUUUACGAUCCACCGAAGCUUCAUCCCUUCGCAGCACGAUCGCCGGCACUCCUUCCAGCCCGACCGGGCUCAUUAAACCCGUCGCCGCCGUCCGGCUGCUCGAUGCCGUAGCGUCCUCGCCACUGCUGCAAACGCAACCCAGCCGUACCGUGAUCAAGUUUUCACUGCGCAAAGGCAAAAGGAAGACGGUGAAGGCGGUCAUCAAGCGCUUCAAGCGGCUGGAUUGGGGCGGAUGGAUACGGACGCUUUCCGGCCGGCAUAAGAAAAUGUGGCGCAAGAAAGCGAACCGCAAGCGCCGGCUGCGGCAGCACGUGCUGGUGAAUGCGACACAAUCGACGCUGCUGGACAAGAUGGUGACCAAGUACUGGAAGCGUCCCCGAUACUACAUCGACGAUCCGUACACACCGUAUCACACGCGGGAGGAGUUUGUCUACACCCGAAGGAAGCCGCUGAAGUGAAGUUACGGGGAAGGUGCAUUUGUAGUUGGAACAUUAAAAUGAACGUGUUAAAACGCAA